This is a messenger RNA of Oreochromis aureus, 5617 nucleotides long. Its product is annotated as V-set domain-containing T-cell activation inhibitor 1-like. The transcript is spliced from 5 exons. Bases 3730 to 5361 code for a protein of 543 amino acids. The record is from RefSeq and is a predicted model, not a curated record. NCBI's taxonomy places the organism in Eukaryota, Metazoa, Chordata, Actinopteri, Cichliformes, Cichlidae.
GUGGCUCUGAUGUUGGUUACACAGAAUAGCCACCGUAUUUAAUCCUCAGAGGGUUUCUGCAGACAUGGAGCUGCUUCUUCUGUUUCUGAGCUUCUGUUUCUUGACUUUGUCCCGACUGACGUUCGGUGCUGAAUCCGGGACACCUGUCACCACAGUAACUGUGAAAGAAGAUGAUGAUGUCAUUUUACCCUGUUCCCUCGACACCAAUGUGAAUAUUGAGAAAAUGCUGUUUGACUGGAAAAAGGAAGGAACAGUUCCACAAAAGGAGGUUUUCAUGUAUGUUGAGGGCAAACAUUACAAUAAUGGUCUCCCAGGUCAAGACGAGCAGUUCAGAGAUCGAGUCUCACAUUUUCCUGAAGAGCUGAAGUACGGAAAUGCCUCCAUAAGGAUAAAACAAACAAGGCUGGAGGACAAAGGAAACUACACCUGUGACUUUCCACGUCUGCAGCCAGAAACCAAAAUCUUUCACAUUGAGCUUGUUGUUGGUGCAGCUCCAGAGCCAUAUGUCACAAUACUUAAAGACAAAGGAUUGCUGCAGUGUAAAGUUCCAGGUGCUUCUCCUAAACCUACAGUUGAGUGGUGGGACAGUGAUAACAAAACACUUCCUUCUAAGAUGCUACAGGACAAAGCAGAGCAAGGUCGCUUUUACGUCACCAUCCAAACUACUGCACCCAAACCUGGCUGCUAUCAAUGUGUAUCCACACAGAUGGAAAUAUGGCAUCGGAUUUCUUCAGAAAUCUGUGUACCUGAAGUUUCAGGGUUCUCCGCUGUAUGGGUCAUUGCUACUGUUGUCUUUGGUCUUGUUUUAUUUGGUGCUGUUGUUCUUCUGUCUAUACUUAAAGCCAAAGGAUAUAACUGUAAUAAAGGAACACCAGAAGCAACAAACCAUUCUUCCAAUGAGUCACAGCACCUUAAUCAAGCGUCUAAGCCACCUUUAAAUGAGUGAAGCAGUGCAUGUGUGUUUCUUUUAUAUCUUUCUUAUUUUGUACAGAUUAAUUUGAGAUUUAGACGUGGACAGUGAGAACAUGAUGCUCUGCACCGAUUUCAGGAUGUUUGAGAUUUCAGACCUGGUUUUAAAGGUAAAGUCAGAGUUGUGGUUCAGUGUUUUUGAAGGUAGAGGCGUUCCAAAGUCAGGUUCUUAUCAGGUGGGUUGUUCUGUGUUCAUUUUGAAUCUCAUGUCAUCGCCACAACCGCCAUCGCCACAUCCUUCUGCAUGUAUCAAAUCUUUCCUGUUUGCACAUUUAAAGGAUGAAAUAGAAACAAGGUAGAAAAUAUUCCUCAGAGUAUUUUUACAUUUAAAUAAAGCAGAUAAAGUAUUGCAUUAUAUAAAUAUUUAUUAAAGAAAACAAAGUUUGAAAACAUCAGGUCACUGUGGAGUGAUGAGGAGACCGUGACCUUCCUCACAUUAACGCAUGAAAUUGGCUCCAUCUGCUGUAUGACUUCAUGCACACAACUCCUAAUAUUCACCUGAUAAAAGUGGACAGGAAUGGAUAUUAAUUAGAUUUUCUUUUGCACAUUUUCAAUCACAAUUUGUGCAACCUUUAGAAUUUGCAAACUUGAAUUAUGAAAGCAGAUUUUUUCAAACUGUUGUUUUAGGUCAUUUCAAACAACUAAAGAGUUUUGUUUUGGAGGUGUUUGCCAGACCCAAAUCGUCAUUUAAUUACACCAUAUUUGAUCUAUUCUGCAUAUUUGACCUUAAGCAGUGCAGCAUAAUUACUGUUUAUGUACAGUUUUAAUAAAAUAAAUGAUACUGCUAAAAAAUUUACUUAUUCAGUUUGAAGUAACCAAUAAAUGUAAAAAGUAAUUUAAUAUUUUAUUUACUGGCUUAUGGAAUAUGAACAGUUAAUAUGCAUUACUGUGAUCCUCCAAAAUAAAAGUAGGUACACAUGGUGCAGUGAUGGGAAUUAGAGAAAAAUUAUCAGUCACACAGAGACAGAAAAACAAUCUGAACUUAGGCAGAGAGCCCAACAUGGAUUUGUGUUUGAUCAUGAUAAGUGGAGUGAUUGAAUUUUACUGUUGUGCAUCUUAAAUGGAAAAACAAUACUAAUUGCAAUUUUGUGUUUGUCAAGUUACUAAGGCAUAACUCUCUGGUUUUCAUUGUCUUUUUCUUGCGUUCCAUUUUUAUUUUAUGUUUACCCCUGCUGCUGUCUGCGUUUUAAAAUGUCCUUAAAAGAAAUGUUGAAACAUGACUGCUUCUGAUGGGCAGACUUCGCAUGGCAGCUUGCUCUCUUCCUUCUGAACAGAUAAAAUUGUAUACCUCUGGUCAAUAUUCAGUUAUUAUCAAUGUUUGUACAUAAUUGAAAAUCAAAGCUUCAACAAAGCUUCAUUGCCUAAAAAGCUGAUGUUCUGUUGCAAAUGAAUGUUAAUCAUUUGUAACCAAACUGAAAUAUAAUGUGUGUCAUGGUCCCGGGUCGGUGACCCAGCAUUUUGAGUUUAUUGUUGUUAUUUUCUAGUUUCUUCUGAUUUUGUAUUAGUUGUUAGGGUUUGGUUCUGGUGUUCAGUGUUUUAUUAUCCCACCUGUGUUCUUCCCCCUUGUUCUCUGUUCGUGUCCCUGAGUUUGUGUUUCUAAAACAGUUUGAGUUGCAGUUUGUUAAGGGUUCAAAAUUGGUUGGAGAAUAGAAAGGCAAGACAGUCCAGAAGAUUUGGGUCGAAGUGAUCUUUUAUUGAAGUACACGCGCGGGAAGACAGUUACUGCACACGUCAGCAAGGGUCUUCACCAAAAUUAUACUUCAGACUGCUUUUAUAGCAUCAGGGUAUUAUGACGCCCCUUCUAGCGUUUACAAGCACAUAAUUUGCAUGUACAGAACAUUCAUGUAUUUUAAGCAUAAAAUGCAACACAGAAGUUCCUCUUUUUGGCAUCUUCUUCCAAAAAAGGCAAUGGACUCGGGCCUCUGUAGUCUCCAGGGGCUGGUCCUCUCCACGCGUCACCUGUUGUCAAGAAAGCUCCAGUGCAACAUGUUUGCUCAAUACCUUAGGGCCUAUGCUUAAAUCUGGUUCUAGGUUAUAUGUGAUAUAUAUAUGUGUUUUGUAAGCAUGUGUGCAAUCUUUCUUAAGCUCCCGGCUUCUUAACCAAUGUGUCACCCAGACAGUCACGCUGAAUGAAGCUUAAGACCUUUAAUUACCUGGGAAAGCUUCAACUCCUUAUGAGCACAGGACUGCAAUGUGUGUAUAAAACAUAAUAAUACUGAAAGUGGUUAUGCUGCACCUGUAAUAAGGAUUAAUAUGGUGUCAGUGUGUUAAAUGAUUACUAUGGUGUCCGUGUAUUAGCUGUCACCUGGCCAGCUUAAAGCUAUACGAGAUAAUAUUAAUGCUGAUUAAUAUGCUAUCUAAUUUAUUGUAGCAGUAAAGCAAUUUCCUCUUUUCCACAAGUUUUACUUUGAAGGUCUGUGUAUCAUCAUGUCUAAUUAGGUUCAGCUGUGUUACCCUCUGGUCUGUCAUUCCCUCAUUACCUUGUGUGUAUUUACAGUGUGUGCCUGCCUGUGUUCCUCGUCGCGUCGUCUGUGUAACCUGAUGUAAUUUCUGCAUCUCUCUCCCCAACAUUCUCUGCCAUUUUUGCUCUUCAUCCCAUAUGUGUUUGGUUUCUGUCCUUGCCAUCCUCGCUUUUGUAGUUUUUCACCUCCUGUAAUAAAGAGCUCACUCGCAUUGCAGCCAGUGCCUGCAUUUGGGGUCCUCAUUCUCACAACACCACACAACUGCUACCCCAGCCGUGACAGUACGACGUGACCAACCAUGGACCCAGCGGCAUUUGCACCCUCCAAGGAGCUUCAGGAAGAAUUAAUUGACUCUAUUUCAAGAUGGAUUAACCUGUGGCUGGAACAUGAGGAGAAGGAGUUUUGUUGCGCCUUGGAGGCCCGGUUUCAGCGACUGAUUUCCAAUCUCCCAUGGCUACUGGAUUCACUUCACCCACUUGAACAGGACUUCCUCCUUAACAUCCUUCGCCUGCACUCUCCAGCCGCUUUCGCUUUACUGCCUGAUUCAGCAGAGAAAGCGCGACAUGCCUCGCCAGAUGUGGAGUUACCUGGUGCGCCGGAGCCAUCUCCGAGGAGGAAACGCCGCCAGCGCGCCACCCAAUGCCCAGACUCAAAAACUCCCAAGCAGGCGGUUGCGGUGAGUGAGGGGGACACUUUGUCAUCCCCAGAUUUUGGGACUUUUUCUUUUGGGCUUGUUCGUUGUGUGACUAGGGAUAAUAGCCGCAGCUUAACAACCACCGUCAUAACAGACUUCACCCAAGUGGACAUUUUAAAACCUUCAGUGAAGGUAAAAAACUGUGUUUCACCCGUUCCACUCCUGCAACAGCCGGCUCUACAGUCAGCCACUCAGGCUUCAACUCGGUCACUCACACAGCCUGUAGCUUUGCCGUUAACUGCCCAGCCGGAACAGUUGUCCGCUCCACCACCAGCUCCAUUUUCACCUCCAUCAUUACUUCAGCCACUGGCACACUCAUCAGCUCUGCCAUCAGCUUUGCCGUCAAUACAGCCUCUAGCACAGCCUUUAGCUCAACCUUUAGCACUGUCUACAAUUCAAUUACCUGCUCAGGGUGUAGCCCAACCCUCAGUUCAGUCCUUAGCUCCACUACCUAUUCAGCCAUCACAUUCACCCGCUUCUGCUAUGCUUAGUGCUACGUCAGUGCAGGCUGUAAAGGACUGUUUUUCUACCACCUCUUCCAGGCAGAGAGACCAACAUAUUAAAACUGUAAUGAUUCCUCAAGAGCUGGCCUGUUUUGAGACAGUUACUCACUCCAGGGCCUCCCCAGAGGCUGAGUUACAGCCUUCAGCUAACUCUGGACCCAUGGAGGCUAAGAAGCCAGAUGAGGACUGCACCCGGCUGUCGCUGCCUGAGCAGGGUCAGCGCUUUGCGCUGCUGCAGUCUGCUCCAUGUGUGCCAGAGGCCCCUGUGCCUCCUGGUUUUGCUCCGUGUGUGCCAGAGGACUCCGUGCCUGCUGGCUCUGUGAUUGUUCUUGCUGGAGAGUCCGAGGAGCCACUUCAGCCAUCACCGUUGCCUGCAGCUUCCGCUGGGGCAUCCAGGGAGCCCGUCCGGCCAUCACCGUCACCUGCAGCGCCAUCUCAUGCGGAUCCCAGGCCGUCGCCUGCAGUGCCAUCAACUACGGUUUCCACAUCCUCGCCUGCACCAUCAGCCUCGCCUGCAGCUUCAGCCUCGCCUGGUACUGCGGGUGCCACGCCGCCAUCAGGUCCACGUCUGGCACCUCUACCUCGCCGGUCAUCUUCCAGGCCGCUUGCUGGACAUCAUCACCAUCGUGGACGCCCUCCUGAAUGGUGUCGCCGCCGCUGCCUUCCGCGUGGCCGGACCCCUGAACUGUUCCAUCCUGGUCUUCUGUGGUGUUUCCCCGGGUCGGCCGCCUGACUUCUGUUUUGAACUGUUUCUAGAGCUCCAGUGUGGGUUAUGGAUGUUUUGUUUUGGGUCUGCUCUUUGGGUCCUCAUUCUCACAACACCACACGACUGCUACCCCAGCUGUGACAAUGUGUAAUCCAAAGUUUUGCCUGUACAGUUACAGACUGAACUGUGUGGUAAGGUACUUAUGCAGAGUGUUAUUAAAGCACUGCCUUGUCACUUCCUGUUUAAACCCAAUUUCCUUCGGGGUCAACCUUGAGGAUCAAUA